Molecule: messenger RNA, 666 nt
Organism: Aspergillus wentii DTO 134E9
Lineage: Eukaryota; Fungi; Ascomycota; Eurotiomycetes; Eurotiales; Aspergillaceae
Exons: 2
Coding region: 114-569 (151 amino acids)
Source: RefSeq, a predicted model, not a curated record
UUUGGCCCUUCCACUCAGGACAAGGGAUCCACAAUUGACGCCACGCUGGGAAAGCGCCAUCCUUAAGGGAGACCGACAAAGAAACAGACCAACAAGAAGGAAGGGAUAGGGGAAUGACAGAUAGCAUCAGAUGUCAUAGUGAUGGCAUAUGCAACGCAUUGGACACGAAAUAUGGAAGGGAGAAAAAAAAAAAAAAAAGUCUGAUCAUACCUUCACUUCACAGAAUCUGUUUUCCAGAAUUCAACAAACUCGGUAUUGAAAAGGGUCUAUACCAGGGUGGUACUAGAUCGACUCGGGAUUUUCAUUUGCUCGCACUCAAUUUGGAUAGUGGCAAUCUUGUGUACUUAAGUCGGACCUUCAGCUGCUCUUAUGACAGACUUCCCAAUUCGUACUCCGUAGUUGCACCCGAUCAAGUUGGAUCAAACGUCAAAAAGGGUUGCAGGAGCACCUGGAACAAUUCCAAAUUCGGCCCUAUCCGACCCGCAAUAGUGCACGGUUCUCUAUCUCCUGCUGGGGCUUUGCUCAAGGGUCUCAGUUCAAGGUUGAGCCUUGAGGACUGGAGAGGCUGAAUUUAAAGGUUGAUAUAGAUUCGAUUGACUCAAGUCAAGAACAAAACAGAAAGCAGGAAAGUAAAAAGAAAACAACUUCAAACAAUGGGGGUAGGAC